UGUUUGUAGCUGUAGAAAACUUGUAAAGCUUUGUUUAUUUAAUUAUAUACUUCUCAGUCUGUACUUGGUUAGUUUUAGUGCACUUUAGUCGUUGCAUUACAGUGAAUCCAAUAUAAAACCAGAAACAACAUUUUUAAUUUAAAAAAAAACUGAAUUAUUUCUUUUUGCAAUACGUGUGUACACUUCAAUGAUACGAUACAGAGGCCAAGGGUUUUUUUUUGUGCAAUUUUCAGUGUCUGGAUUAUCAUAGAUUUGGAAAUACAUUUUUUUAUUUGUCAUGUCUAAGCCUAAGCUGUUGAUGUUUCGUGAUGAUUAUGCCAAACCUGCAAUGGACAUGCUAAGAAAUAGAUUUAAUAUAGAAAUAUGUAAAACCAGCUACGGAAAAAUGCCCACUACUCAAGACAUCAUCGAUUGUAUUCCAGGAUCAUUUGGAUUAUUUUAUUCAGCAACCAAAGUUGAAAUUUCGGAAGAUAUUCUUAAAGCUGCCGGACCCAAUUUCAAAGUCAUCGGGACAAUGUCUGUAGGCUACAAUCACUUUGAUUUGUUGUUAUUAAAAAAGUACGGAGUUCGUUUGGGUAACACACUAGGAGUUCCAACCGAAGCAAUUGCCGAAUUGACCAUCGGCCUAUUAAUUGCUACAGCGAGAAGAUUUCAGGAAACAAAUCGUGAGCUUAAAACAGGUGGUUGGAAAACAUGGACUCCUGAUUGGUUUUUAGGCUCAGGAUUAGCAAAAUCUACUGUGGGAAUUAUCGGUUAUGGUAACAUAGGGGCCUCUGUUGCUGAAAAAUUAAGUUGUUUUAAAAUUUCUGAACUACUGUAUUACAGCCGGAGUGAAAAACCCGCAGCGAAAGCUCUCGGUGGAAAAUUAGUGUCAGUCGACGAAUUAGUCAAACGUAGUGAUUACAUCAUCAUUAGUGUUGCUUUGAACAAAGAUACCGAAUUCAUUGUGAAUAGAGAUCGAAUUUUCAGUAUGAAACCGACGGCUGUGUUGGUCAAUGUUGGGCGAGGAAAGCUUGUCGACCAAAACGCUCUGACUGAAGCUCUGCAGCAAAAAAGAAUAAGAGGAGCUGGCUUGGAUGUCAUGACACCUGAACCUCCAACACUUGACGACCCAUUAAAGAAGCUCGAUAAUUGUUUUUUAUUGCCCCAUAUCGGCAGUUCCACUUUUGAGACGAGAGUUUCAAUGGCUGUGUUAACGGCAAAGAAUAUUUUGGCAGUUUUAGACAAUACUCCUAUGCCUAAUGAAGUGAAAAUUGAAUGAAUAUAUUUAUAAUAGCAUGGUCAGUGGUGCUCGCAAAAAGACGUCUAAGAAGGUGGUUUGGUUUCAUCUAAAUAUACAGCAAGGGUUAAAACGUGAAUGUGCGACACUGUAUCGACAUUGCAAUAUUUGAAAUAAAAACUUCUAUCUGUAUUUAAA
This is a messenger RNA of Adelges cooleyi (spruce gall adelgid), 1417 nucleotides long. Its product is annotated as glyoxylate reductase/hydroxypyruvate reductase-like. NCBI's taxonomy places the organism in Eukaryota, Metazoa, Arthropoda, Insecta, Hemiptera, Adelgidae. The transcript has 8 exons. The record is from RefSeq and is a predicted model, not a curated record. Gene Ontology annotation, cellular component: cytosol. Gene Ontology annotation, molecular function: glyoxylate reductase (NADPH) activity; NAD binding; hydroxypyruvate reductase (NADH) activity. Bases 278 to 1261 code for a protein of 327 amino acids.